This is a messenger RNA of Aspergillus chevalieri, 348 nucleotides long. RefSeq lists its product as uncharacterized. The coding region runs from base 1 to 348 and encodes 115 amino acids. The record is from RefSeq and is a predicted model, not a curated record. Lineage: Eukaryota; Fungi; Ascomycota; Eurotiomycetes; Eurotiales; Aspergillaceae. The transcript has 3 exons.
AUGCAGUUUGUUACCAUUGUCGCUCUCUUUGCCCUCGCCCUCGGCGUCACUGCCCACCCCGGCCGUCGCCCCGCCGACGUCCACCAGCAAAAGAACGAAUGCGGUGGUGGCCAGCUCGCCUGCUGUGUCGAGCACUCUGACAUCCACGCCGACAGUUUCCUCUCCAGUCUUCUGACCGAGGGUCUGCUCACCCCCAUCAUUGGUUCCCAGGAGCAGUCUUGCGCCAAGUUUUCGCUGAUUGAAAACCUGAAUAUUCUUGGUUUCACCACCAAGAAGGGCGAUGACAAGCCCUCUUGCAAGUCCAUUACUGCUUGCUGUCCUGAUGGCCAGUCUUGUAACCGUGUCUAA